Molecule: messenger RNA, 1186 nt
Organism: Acanthopagrus latus (yellowfin seabream)
Lineage: Eukaryota; Metazoa; Chordata; Actinopteri; Spariformes; Sparidae
Gene: dnajc9
Product: DnaJ (Hsp40) homolog, subfamily C, member 9
Exons: 5
Coding region: 183-941 (252 amino acids)
Cellular component (GO): cytoplasm; nucleus
Molecular function (GO): heat shock protein binding
Source: RefSeq, a predicted model, not a curated record
CGUACGGAUGUAUCCAACAAGCCAGCGCGCCAAAUUGAUGUUGCCAACAAAAGGAGAGGCAGAAAACUGGGACUUAAUCGACUCCUGCGUGAUUAACAACAACACGCAGCCUGAGAAGCGUUGAAUAGUCGUGAGAGAAAACACUUGACGGGUCAAAACUCGCACUGACGGACUCUGUCAGGAUGGGUUUGCUCGAGCGGUGCGAGGAGCUCUUCAAGACCUCAAACCUGUACGAUUUGCUGGGCAUCAACAAAGAGGCAGCCGAGGCAGAUAUCCGGAGGAGCUACUACAAAGUGUCGCUCAAAGUGCACCCGGACCGGGCUCCUGAAGACCCGCAGGCCACAGAGAAGUUUCAGGUGUUGGGGAAGGUGUAUGCGGUGCUGAGCGAUAAGGAGCAGAGAGCCGUGUAUGACGAGCAGGGGGUGGUGGAUGAAGAGUCUGACGUCCUGAGUCAAGACCGCUGCUGGGAAGACUACUGGAGGCUGCUCUUCCCCAAGAUUACAGUGCAGGACAUCCUUGAAUUUGAGAAGAAAUAUAAGGGCUCUGAUGAGGAGCGGCAGGACGUGAUCCAUCUGUACGUGCAGCACGAGGGAAACAUGGAUGCCAUCGUCGCGUCAGUCAUGUGCUGCUCCCAGGAAGAUGAGCCCAGGCUGUGCAGCCUCAUCCAGGCGGCAAUCGACAGCGGAGACGUUGAAGCAUUCCCAGCGUUUACUAAGGAGAGUGUAAAGAAGAAGAGGGCUCGUAGGAAGAGGGCUGAUAGAGAGCGACAAGAAGCAGAAGAAAUGCAGAAAGAGAUGGGGCUUGGUGAUCAAGAUGACAGUCUUGUGAUGAUGCUUCAGCAAAGACAGAAGAGCAGGGAGCAGAAUUAUAACAGUUUCCUGUCUGACCUGGAAGCCAAAUACUCCAAAAAAAGUGGCAAAUCCAAAAGAGGGAAGAAGUGACAGCAUGCAGGCCAUGGUUGAAGAAGAAAAAGAUGUACACGUGUUGUAGCUGAUGUGCUCAUUUGUUUAAAAAAAUCCCACUGUUUUAGAUUAUAUAAGAGACUUAAAGUACAUUUUGAAGUUGCUGCCUCCAUUCUGUGUUCCUCCCCUUUCAUCUGGCCUCAGUAACUUUGUGUCACACUUCAUCAAAAUGUAAAUGCACCUUUUUAUUUGUCCAUAAACCCUAAUAAAUUCAUAUUUAUAUA